GUAAAAACAGAAGUAAAAUCUUACUGUACAUUUUGUAGAUAUCUGUACUACUUACUGUACUUGUAUUUACCAUUUGUAUUAUUUACUAAACAGUGUACUGAGUGCACUUUCACAUUUCUCGCUACUACAGUAACCACUUAAUGGGUAAAAAUAAGUUUGUAACCCAGAAUUAGGUGUCAGUGAAUUAGUGGAUUUGCUGAAUUUAGUGGAAUAACUGAGGUACGAGUGCUGUAAUACAUUAGAAGAAAGCAGUACUGUUUGUCUAUUUUUGCACAUUUCUAACACUGCUUCAAAUCCUUAAUCAGCUACUGAACCAAAAAAUAGUAGAUGCGAGAUAUUUUACAUGAUCAUUUAAUUUAUUUAAAGAAAAAAACAUUAUCAGACACCAACUGGCCCAGUGUAAAAAAUGUAAUGGUGUCUAAUAGACUAAAUGCAGCUCAGUAGCAUCUACACUUUACUAAAUAGAAUCUUUAAUACGUCACUAAUCUGCAGAUCAAAGAAAGUUCUUUAUAUAUUUGUAAAUAUUAACCAUUAAUUUAUUAGGCUUUUAUUGAGAUUCUUAAACAGAGAAAACUAGUUUUAACAAUACUAAACCUUCUUGGAAGUGACCACCACCUACUAAUAUUCUUUCAGUUACUCAUCAAACCUCAGCAAGUCACUACAAACAUCUUUAAGGAUCUUCAAGCCUGACUUGUUUCAGAUAACGUCAGAAUUCCUGAUUCCUCUAACAGAAAGUUUUGAGGAAGUGAAGAGAGUCCAGAAGCUCUAAUAUUGAUCCAUCAUCUUCAACAGGAAGCUGAUUUCACAAUAUCAGUAGAGAUUUCCACUCCAGUAAAAGAUCCAGAGAUCAGAUCUGCUGAGAUGAACCAGGAGAAACGGAGGAUCAUGCUGAUGGGGAGGACUGGUGCUGGGAAGAGUGCAACAGGAAACACCAUCCUGGAUAAAAAUGCUUUCAGAUCAGAACGAUCUUUUAGCUCUGUAACAAAAUACACUCAACAUGAAGAAGCUGUGAUAGGAGGAAAACGUGUACGUGUGGUUGAUACACCAGGAUUUUUUGACACAACUCUGCCACAAGAUCAGUUAGCAAAGGAGUUUGCCAAGAGUGUUUAUGAGUCAAAACCAGGAGUUCAUGCUUUCAUUCUGGUUUUUAAGGUUGAUACAUUUACAGAACAGGAAGAGGAAAUAAUUAAGAGGUUACAGAAGGUUUUUGGUAAGAAGGUUUUAGAUCACACAAUUCUUCUGUUUACUCAUGGUGAGGGGGUAAAAAGGGAAGAAAUAGAAAAAAGUGAAAAUGAACGUCUCAGAAGAGUGUUAGAUCAGUGUGGAGGAAGAUUUCACAUCUUUAAUAAUGCAGAACCACAGAACAGACAGCAGGUCACUGAACUUCUGCAGAAGAUAGACAGGAUGGUGCAGUGGAAUGUAGGAAAUCAAAUCUUUACCAAAGCAGAACCACAGAACAGACAGCAGGACACUGAACUUCUGCAGAAGAUAGACAGGAUGGUGCAGCAGAAUGGAGGAGGAUGCUACACUAAUGAGAUGUAUAAGGAAGCAAAUCGUUCAUGCUUUGAAAUUUUCUGGCAAAAAUUUAAAGACGUGUUUAUAAUGGCAGUUCGUAUAUUGGCUUGGAAGUUGACGCUGUUAGAGAGACUGGCUCAAACACUGUUGUCAUGGGUUUUGCAGGGAGAGGAGAGGGCGCAUUUGUUGUAGUUGCUGGUGGUGGAGGAAUCAGAGGUUCUGUUUAGGAAGCAGAACCCUGCAGAAUCUUUUAAUGAUGAGAGUUUAAAAUCACAAGGAGACACAGAGAGAGAUGGUUUUAUGAUGUAAUCAUUUCUAUGUUGCUAUAACAGUCUCUAUCUUUAUAUUAGAAUGAUUUCGAUGAUUGUUUCUGUUUAAAUGUUCUGCUCUUGACAUAUGAGCUUCCUGUUUCUUAUUUUCUGUAUUCUCACUGUUAAAUAUUUCACACGGUCUACACACAAUUAUAUCAAACUAUGAAAUAUUUACUAUAAAUCCUAUAUAUAUAUAUAUUCAUGUAGAUUAUAGAAAGAACCUGCUGUGGAAAAUGGUAAUAAAUGAACUUAAUCUUUAUUCACUAAUUAGAAUUAAACUGCAUGAUCAUUCAAAUAAAAAAAAAAUGUAGAGAAUGUUCAGAACUUCAAGAGUCUUCAUCACAAAGAUGUUUAAAUAAAUAAAUAACUAUGUAAGUACAUUAUUGUGUUGUGUAGCUUAUACAUUUCAUUCAUGUAUUAAUGAUUUUAAGUUUAAUUGUAAUUAAAAUCUAUAAACAAUAAAAC
Molecule: messenger RNA, 2291 nt
Organism: Trichomycterus rosablanca
Lineage: Eukaryota; Metazoa; Chordata; Actinopteri; Siluriformes; Trichomycteridae
Product: GTPase IMAP family member 9-like
Exons: 3
Coding region: 862-1707 (281 amino acids)
Molecular function (GO): GTP binding
Source: RefSeq, a predicted model, not a curated record